Daucus carota subsp. sativus is the source of this 3455-nucleotide messenger RNA. RefSeq lists its product as uncharacterized. The record is from RefSeq and is a predicted model, not a curated record. Gene Ontology annotation, cellular component: nucleus. Gene Ontology annotation, biological process: positive regulation of transcription by RNA polymerase II. Bases 299 to 3109 code for a protein of 936 amino acids. Lineage: Eukaryota; Viridiplantae; Streptophyta; Magnoliopsida; Apiales; Apiaceae. Gene Ontology annotation, molecular function: chromatin binding; acyltransferase activity, transferring groups other than amino-acyl groups; RNA polymerase II transcription regulatory region sequence-specific DNA binding. The transcript is spliced from 20 exons.
UAACCCCACGCGGCCCCACCAAUCCUCUCUUCUCUCUUUCUCGUUUCUUCUGCUUCAAUCCAAAUCUCAGAGUCACUGUAUAAAUAUUUUAUUCAUAAGUUUAAUUCAUAUUCAUCACUCAAUCUUAUUAUAAAUUAUCUAUAACCGCGAAUUCAUUUUUCAGUUUCGUUCCUUGCCGCUCUCGCUGCUCGUUCAAUUUUCACAAAAGUUCGGAUUUCUGCGAUGAGGUUGUGCUUAUGAAGCGGUGCGUUGUGAAACUUUAUUAGUUCGUUUGGAUUUGCGGGACGAGUGUAUUGUGAUGGGAGAGGAGGUUAGUAUUGAUGUGGUGAAUGGUGGUAGUGAUGUUGGAAUUGAGAAUGGGAAUGGUAUGAGGAUUGAAUCGAAGCGGGACCAUCAGUGGGUAGAUGGUGAGGCUGAAGGAGAGCCAUGCACGAAAAAACAGGCCACUGAAGGUUUGAAAGACGUUAAAGAAUUGGAGGAUUCGAAAGAACAGCCCAAGGAAGUGUCUAAUGAUGAAAUGUGCUCGGAAGUUUCAGACCCUAAUUUCUCUCCUAAAGAGAAUGCUUCUUGUUUUCAUACCAUAAGUAGUCAAAAGAUAGAGGAAACAGUGAUUGAUAAUCAAGUUGAAACUACUGCGAGUGGUAAUCAUGGUGAAAUUACUGCCAGUGAUAACCAUGGCGAUACUACUGCUAGUGACAACCAAGGUGAAACUAUUGCGAGUGAUAAUCAAGGUGAAGCUAGUUCCACGUGUUCUGGAAAUUUUAGUACUGAGAGGGAGAGCCUGAGUGAAGAAGAACAUGGACACAAUGCAAUCGGGGAAAAGGGUUGUCAUUCUCAAGUUGUGAUUGAAAAUCAAAGUCAUGCCAGCAUCACUGGUAUUAGGAAAAUAACUUUUAAAUUCAGCAAAAAAAGGGAAGACUAUAAUAAUCAAAUAUUUGCUGCACCAGCAGGGCAGUCUGUUAUUAGUAGUUGCGGUGACGGAUAUAACAAAUUGCCUCACUCGAGUUCUUCCUUGGAAAUGGAACUCAAAACACAGAAUAAUAUUUAUGCUGGUAGUUCCCUGGUAAACGUAAAAAAACUCUUAUCAACUGGAAUUUUGGAAGGAGCUAGGGUGAAGUAUGUGUCUACUUCUGGGAAUAGGGAGCUUUCUGGAAUUAUCAGAGAUUGGGGAUAUCUUUGUGGCUGCUCUACUUGCAUUUUCUCCAAAGUGUUGAGUGCUCACGAGUUUGAGAUGCAUGCUGGUAGUAGAAGUAGGCACCCCAAUAAUCACAUUUUCUUGGAGAAUGGAAAUCCUAUUUAUAGAAUAAUACAAGAACUGCGGACUGCUCCUAUGGACAUGCUAGAAGAAGUUAUAAAACGUGUAGCUGGUUCAUCUGUCAAUGAGCUGCGCUUUCAGAAUUGGAAAGCGUCGCUCCACCAAAAAAUUGAAUUGCCUAAAGCAGAUGACAGUUGCUCCAACAAGUUUCUGGGCGUGCAUAACUUUAAUACAAGCCACUAUGCCAAAGUGAUUCGGAAGACUGAUGGCCCUGCAAGUUCCUAUGUUCAGAACGAGCCUUUUGAACACAGAAGUUACAUGGAUGCACUGGAAGAGCAAGAGGACAUGAUUAAUGGGCCAAGGGUUAACUUUUCUAGUUCUGUCUGGGAACAGAGAAGAUACAGUGAAGGUUGCACUAAGAAAAGAGACAAUGAUUUACAUAGGUUACUUUUUUUGCCAAAAGGACUUCGUGAUGGUACCAAGUUGGCUUAUUGUGCCAAAGGAAAGGACAUACUUGGAGGCUACAAGCAGGGGAAUGGUAUAGUCUGUAAUCACUGUAAUACCGAGGUUAGUCCUUCCCAGUUUGAAGCUCACGCUGGAUGGGCUGCUAAACGGCAACCCUACCGUCAUAUCUGUACUUCUGAUGGGUAUACCCUGCAUGAGAUUGCUAUGCUAUUAUCGAAGGGUCAAAGCAUUCAAAAUAUCGCUUCCAGCAAUAGUGAUGAUAUGUGUGCAGUAUGUGGAGAUGGAGGGGAACUUAUUGUUUGCGAUGGUUGUCCUCGUGCUUUUCAUUCAGUUUGUUUGAGAUUAGAGUGCAUUCCGACCGGUCAUUGGCACUGUCCACAUUGUACAGAAAGAUUUAGUUCCAGUGGAAGAAAUGGUGGAGAGUCUAGAUCUAUUAUCUUUCGACUCAAUCGAGUUGUUAAGGCACCAGAAUAUCAACCUGGUGGUUGUGUUGUUUGCAGGCUUCAAGAUUUUAGUGUUGAUACUUUUGAUGAGCGAACAGUUAUGCUUUGUGACCAGUGUGAAAAGGAGUUUCAUGUUAGCUGCUUGCGGGACGUUGGGUUGUGUGAUUUAAAGGAACUCCCAAAGGAUAAAUGGUUUUGUUGCAGUGAUUGCAAUGGGAUAUAUUCGACUAUGCAAAGUCUUGUUCUCAAGGGGAUUGAAAUGUUUCCAGCUUCAGUGCUAGAUGCAGUAAACAAGAAGAAUUUAGGCCACGGAUUAACUGUUGGAGCUGCAAAUAGUAUGCAGUGGCGAAUUUUAAGUGGGAAGAGUCGCUAUCCCGAGCAUUUGUCGUUGCUUUCUAGAGCUGCUGCAAUAUUCCGCGAAUGCUUUGAUCCUAUCGUGGCAAAAUCUGGUCGUGAUCUUAUACCUGUCAUGGUUUAUGGGAGAAACAUAUCUGGGCAGGAAUUUGGGGGAAUGUAUUGUGUGGUUUUGAUUGUAAAGUCUGUGGUUGUAUCAGCUGGUCUGCUAAGGAUAUUUGGCAAAGAGACUGCAGAACUUCCUAUUGUAGCUACAAGUAGAGAUAACCGAGGAAAAGGUUAUUUCCGGGCACUUUUUACUUGCAUCGAGCAGUUGUUGGUGUCCAUGAAUGUUGAGAAAAUUGUACUCCCUGCUGCUGAAGACGCUGAAUCUAUCUGGACGAAGAAAUUGGGAUUUAAAAAGAUAAGUGACGAACAGCUGGCAAAGUAUACAAGGGACCUCCAAUUGACAAUAUUUAAGGGGACCUCAAUGUUAGAGAAAAAGGUGCAACAUGACGUGAAUGUGCAGUCUACUGUUGUGGUGAAGACUUCUCAGAUGGCUGAUGCUUCUGGAACACCGGUUAUGGAGGAAGAGCAACAGGCUGCAGAUUAGCGCAGUGUUUCCUGAUUUCUCUCUUAGAAAUUAGAUUCAGCUUUUCAGCAGAAUAGCAAUUAGAAUAAACUUCUCAGAUUUUUUUUCCUGCGAAGUCCAUACAAUUGUUUUCCACGAGUUUAGAAAUAAAAGGCAGAGGGUUAUAAUACAGCUACGCAUGCUGACCUUUUAAUAUGCAUGCAUGAGGGAGUGUUGGCUCUUGUAGCCUGUAGGUUAUACAUUCGUGUGUAUAGAUAACAGUUUUCGGCUAUAAGAAUAUCGUGGUUGUGUUUUUGCCUUGAUAGAGAUUGUAUUCGUCCCUAUAUACUGAAAUCAGAGUGCAGUGAUGAUGUCCACUUUGUUGGUU